AUUCUCAUUCAAACCCAAUUCUCUUACACAACGAUAACACACAAACACACUCUUCCAUUCUCAUCACUUCCACAGAAAAAACCCUAAAAUCCAUUCACAAUCUCCAAACCAAACCCUACCAACAAUGACUUCCCAAGUAGCUCUCCACACAUUCUCUCAACCAGACACCAAAACCUCCACCGCCGUAACCGCCACAGAUUCCGAUCCCAAUCACCAUCUCUCCACCGUUCGCAGAACUUCCACCACCGCCUCACGAUCCACCAAAGACCGUCACACUAAGGUUAACGGCCGUGGCCGCCGUGUCCGUAUGCCGCCUCUUUGCGCCGCUAGGAUAUUCCAGCUUACACGCGAACUCGGCCACCGCUCCGACGGUGAAACCAUCGAGUGGCUCCUCCGACACGCUGAGCCGUCUAUUAUCGCUGCCACUGGGACUGGCACUGUUCCCGCUGAUCCUGUCUCGACUGUCUCACCGGUUUCGCCCUCGACUGUGCAGUCUGUGUCGUGCAAUGUUCAUCCGGUGUCUUCGGUUGGUCACGGUAGUCAAGGCGUGUUUGCUGCGGUACAGCCGCCGAGCUGCCGGCUUGACCUCUGUCAGCCUACUGGAAUGGACUACGCGGCGGCGGAGAAUAGAUACCGGCAUAUGCCGUUCACGGCGUUGUUGUUGCAACUGACUACGGAGGAGAAUCAGCAAGAGGAAGCGCUGAGUGAACAAUGACAUUGUUGUGAAAAGUGUUGAGUACGGUGUUAUGUAUGUUUGUGAAAUAGAAUAAUUGAAAUUUGAAGAUUUCUUUUUUAUUAUUUUUAUAAAUAAUUAAGGUUAGUUUUAGAGUGUGGUUGAAUCAACAGAUGUGUGUUAACCUGUUUGGUUACAACAUACAACCAUAAUAAUAAUUAACAACAAGAACGACAACACCAUUUUGUUGUUAUUCAAUUUAUCGGGUCGGAAUACAAUUGUGUUGUUAUUUAAUUUAUCGGGUUCGGAAUAGAAUAAUGUGAAUGAUUAGAAUUUGAAAGCAUGUGAAUUAUUAGUAGGAUGGAUUGAUGAAGUUUUAUGAUAAUGGCUGCAGUUCCCUUGUGG
Messenger RNA from Vicia villosa (hairy vetch), 1078 nucleotides. Its product is annotated as transcription factor TCP11-like. Gene Ontology annotation, molecular function: sequence-specific DNA binding; DNA-binding transcription factor activity. The coding region runs from base 125 to 715 and encodes 196 amino acids. NCBI's taxonomy places the organism in Eukaryota, Viridiplantae, Streptophyta, Magnoliopsida, Fabales, Fabaceae. The record is from RefSeq and is a predicted model, not a curated record. The transcript has a single exon. Gene Ontology annotation, cellular component: nucleus.